AUGUUCACGUCCUUUACGGGCAACUCUCGCCGCCCCCGACAGGUCAACCUCUCCGGCCGCAACAACAACCCCUUCGCCGCUUAUCCCUCCGGCCGACAGAACCCGCAUGGCUCGGGUCCGCAAAAUACCCUCGCUAUCGCACAGCAGGAACGCCUGGCCAGACAACAGGAGAGGGACCGGUUAGGGGCCACGCGAGUCGUGCAGCGGACAUGGAGGGGCUACCGGAGCAGGAAGACAACGCAUGGGAACUGGCGGGCGGAAUGGGACGCGAUCGAGGACAAAAGGACAGAGUCUCUGCCUUUGUUCGCCGACCUGGCAAAGCAGCAAGGCAGCGAGCUACAGGCCGCUCCCCCGUUUGGCACGGCGAAUGCGUGUUUAUCGCAGCUCCGCCUGCUGGUUCAGUUCUUUGAACAGCGAAAUAGCGGCGACGUCGCUCGCUUGAUAUACUUCUCGGAUGCAUUUCAGAAAACUUUACACGAGGUGCCGUCGCUGGCUACGGAGGGGGAAUGGACGAUGCUUUUGAAGCGUCUGGCUGAGAUAACGCUACGGGUGUUGCACUCGGCGGACUCGUCAGCUGUGCCCGCCUUUGCUGUACCACGGCUUCUGCAGCUCUUGGUGUUUCUCACGGGCCUUAUCCCCAAGCCGAUGGCGCGCCUUGCUCAGGAGUAUUAUUCAACCAUGGCAAUUCUGACCAAGAAUUUUGUAACGAUAUCGGGUCGGUCGCCUCUGUCGAAAUCCGAUCUUAUUCAGACUGUCCUUGCCUUGCUAAUGCCUAUCACUUCCGAGACCCUCACCGCGUAUGAGUGGUUCGCUAAGAGCUACCUUACCCUCCCUAACCUCAUGGAGACCUUGGGGUCUUUGGAUAUUCUGGCAAACAAUGUCAACUAUAAGCUAUUGACGUCUGCCCUGGAGCCUCUACGUGUUGGCUCCGCUGAUCGCAGCCAAACUUCCGAUGGAACGGACUCUCGACUUUGGCUGCUGGCCUACUUCAUCUAUUUCAACAGAUUCGCUUUAGGAGAUCAAAUCGCGAACCACUCCCCGGAGCUUGGGUUCGUCAAAGUCGUUUCAGAAUUGUUAAAUUCAACCGCUCUACAAAUUACUCGGCGCCUGGAGGCUGAGGAGUCUGCGGAUUUCGACGACGAUAAUAAUAAUGAUAAGCAAGAAUUCCUACUUCCGUUUAUCAAAGAUCAACUAUUCAGCCUCGUCAACCCAGCGAGCAUAACGGGUCUACUCUCACAGCUCCAACCCGCCCACCUAUCCCAAGGCGAACUCGCAAACUCCAACUCUGAUGCUUCGAAAGAUGCCAAGGAUCUCGCCAAUUAUGCUUUGACGCUGCUAAGGGUCUUCCCCCGGCGAGGCGAUGAUAUCCGCAUGUGGCUGUACUUGGGAUCCGCUGCCUCAUCGGACCGGAUGGGUGGAUCAACAUCGAGGAUUCCGGCUGUCAAAUACUUUUGGCAUGCAUCGAGGUCUAGUAGGUUGUUCGCGGCGAUUAGUCGUGACUCCACAAAGGUUUUGCCGUUACUAAAGCCUGCAAGCGCGGCAUCUGGCUCUACGGACAUUUCUCAAGCCGACAGGGACCAAGAAUGGACCACCAUCCUCCUUUUCCUCGAGUUGUAUACUUUCGUCCUCAAGGUUAUGGACGAUGACGAGUUUUUCUCUAGCGCCUCCUCUUUCACUGCUUCUUCCAAUGCGCGUGUGACUUGGACUAGGGAAAGCGCACUUCCACUCAACGAUGUCAAAGAACUGACUGUCUUCCUCAAGAAUCUUGCAUUUACACUUUACUGGAACUCGGCUGAUCUCACCGAAAACGAAACAGUCCUAGAUGGUGGUGCGGGACUCCGAAGUUAUUUCAAUUCACUCACCCCGCAGUUGGAUACGAUAGGGAGUGUUAGGGAUAUAGAGAACAAGAACAAAGAGAAGGGGCUACCUGGUGUAACAGGAAUUCCUCUCGAUUACUUCAAGGGUCUUAUUACAGGCCUUCUACGGAUGGUCCACGAACGGGACUCACGACGAAAGUUCCUCCCCGAGCGUCACUGGUUGAUGACCGACCGGUUCGACAUGGAGGGAUUCAUCCCGGCCGUCGUGGCAGAAGAAGAGAACCGGCUCCAACUACAAGACGAAGAUGAAGAAGACCCCGAUGACCUGAUGAGCGAUGCUUAUGAUGAGCCGUCUCUUGGCCUUGUCGGAACGGGCUUUGCCCAACAAGCGCGUCGGAUUGAAUCUCUGAGACGCCGCCAGCAGCAGGCCGCUCGUCGAAAACAGCUAGAGGCUGUGGCGCCACGGCUGGAAAUAUUGAAGAACAUGCCCUUUUUCAUACCAUUUGCGACACGGGUUCAAAUAUUCCGCGAGUUCAUCUACCGCGAUCAACUGCGCCGAAGACACGGGUUCAUUGACCCGGAUUCAUGGCGGAUGUCGGUGGCACAGGCGUCUAUGGGCGCGCUUAAUGGGCCACCAAUGACCGACAUCCUGAACAGACACCAUGCGAAUAUCCGCCGUGAAAGUUUGUUCGAUGAUGCGUUUGACCAGUUUUAUGAACUUGGGGAUGGGCUCAAGGAGCCGAUUCAGAUUACAUUUAUUGACAAGUUUAAUGCCCCCGAAGCGGGCAUUGACGGAGGUGGUGUUACGAAGGAGUUCCUAACCAGCGUUACCAAUGAAGCGUUCAAGUCUACGGUUGGCCUCCGGUUAUUCGAAGAAAACGAUCAACACCUGCUCUACCCUAGUCCUGUUGCAGUCGAGCAACGGAAAGAAAACCUACGGCAGCUGGGACUGAAGGAAAAUACCUCCGAGUGGAACGAGCAGGUCCGUGACUUGCUCCGGAGGUAUGAAUUCUUGGGCCGUGUAAUUGGAAAAUGUCUCUACGAAGGCAUUCUGGUUGACGUUGGUUUUGCACCGUUCUUCCUACUAAAGUGGGCUUUGACGGGCGGGAUGAGUUCUGCUCAACGAGAGACUGCGUACCGAGCCAACCUCAACGAUUUGAAGGAUUUGGACUCGGAACUAUACCAGGGUUUGCUACAAUUGAAGAACCAUCCCGGAGAUGUAGAAGACUUCUCGUUGAAUUUCACCGUCACGGACACGAUACCAACCCCAGAUGGACGCAAUCGGACCAUCACUCGAGACUUGAAGAGCAACGGCUCCGAUACGACUGUUACGAAUCAGAAUCGCCUAGUAUACAUAUCUUACAUCGCCCGCUACCGGCUUCAGGUACAGCCGGCCCUGCAGACGAAUGCCUUCCUGCAAGGCCUGGGACAGGUCAUCCAGCCAUCGUGGCUCUCGAUGUUCAACCAAUCCGAACUGCAGACGUUGGUGAGUGGCGAGUCUGGUGAUAUUGACGUGAUGGACCUGAGACGAAACACUUUGUACGGUGGCGUAUACACAAUAGGCGAUGACAAAGAAGAGCACCCGACAAUCAAGCUAUUUUGGGAGGUAAUGCAGAAGAUGACAAACGAGGAGCGACGGAAGGUGCUUGGGUUUGUCACGUCGACACCACGGGCGCCGUUGUUGGGGUUCAGCCACUUGCACCCACGGUUCAGCAUCCGCGACUCGAGCGAGGACCAGGAGCGGCUUCCUAGUACGAGUACGUGUGUGAACCUGCUGAAGCUGCCACGGUACAAGAGCGCGAGCGCGCUGCGGGAGAAGCUGUUGUAUGCAGUGAACUCGGGGGCCGGGUUCGAUCUGAGUUAG
Aspergillus versicolor CBS 583.65 is the source of this 3681-nucleotide messenger RNA. RefSeq names its product HECT-type E3 ubiquitin-protein ligase. Gene Ontology annotation, biological process: protein polyubiquitination; ubiquitin-dependent protein catabolic process. The record is from RefSeq and is a predicted model, not a curated record. Lineage: Eukaryota; Fungi; Ascomycota; Eurotiomycetes; Eurotiales; Aspergillaceae. Gene Ontology annotation, molecular function: ubiquitin protein ligase activity. The transcript has 2 exons. Bases 1 to 3681 code for a protein of 1226 amino acids.